Molecule: messenger RNA, 2712 nt
Organism: Pygocentrus nattereri (red-bellied piranha)
Lineage: Eukaryota; Metazoa; Chordata; Actinopteri; Characiformes; Serrasalmidae
Gene: cdk8
Product: cyclin-dependent kinase 8
Exons: 13
Coding region: 323-1714 (463 amino acids)
Biological process (GO): protein phosphorylation
Cellular component (GO): mediator complex; nucleus
Molecular function (GO): cyclin-dependent protein serine/threonine kinase activity; RNA polymerase II CTD heptapeptide repeat kinase activity; ATP binding
Source: RefSeq, a predicted model, not a curated record
UUUUUGCGACACUGCCGUACGCGGAGCCAGCUCUCCCGAGUGAGAUACCGGUUGCGAGAGAAAAUAUAAACGAAAUAAUUUCGGCAGGAGAGCAACAUAUGGUGGUUUUUCACCACAAGAAACGUUAAAAACACGCUAUUCCCCCCAUAUCCUCGCUGCCGGAGGUAAAUGUGGCGGGUGAGCUGAGCUGAAAGCGACGCGAGGGAAGGCAACUGAUUGUGUGAGCGGCGCUGGAAGUAAGUUGCCUCCCUGGCGGCGCUUUAAAAAAAGGAGAGGAAAAAACCCACACACACUCAAACCCAGCUCAGAAACGCCCGAGAAAAUGGACUAUGACUUCAAAGUUAAGCUGACCGGAGAAAGAGAGCGUGUGGAGGACCUGUUCGAGUAUGAGGGAUGCAAAGUGGGGCGAGGGACGUACGGUCAUGUGUACAAAGCGAAGAGGAAAGACGGGAAGGAUGAUAAAGACUACGCUCUGAAGCAGAUUGAAGGCACAGGGAUCUCCAUGUCUGCAUGUAGAGAGAUAGCGCUGCUUCGUGAGCUGAAGCACCCUAAUGUGAUCUCACUGCAGAAAGUUUUCCUGUCACAUGCAGAUCGCAAAGUGUGGCUCCUCUUUGACUACGCAGAACACGACCUCUGGCACAUCAUUAAGUUCCACAGAGCCUCCAAAGCCAAUAAGAAACCUCUGCAACUUCCGCGAGGGAUGGUGAAGUCUCUCCUCUAUCAGAUCCUGGACGGCAUCCACUACCUGCAUGCCAACUGGGUCCUACACAGAGACCUGAAACCUGCAAAUAUAUUAGUAAUGGGGGAGGGGCCAGAGAGGGGCCGUGUGAAGAUUGCGGAUAUGGGUUUUGCACGGCUCUUUAAUUCACCACUGAAGCCUUUAGCAGAUCUGGACCCCGUGGUGGUCACUUUCUGGUACAGAGCACCAGAGCUGCUAUUGGGGGCCAGACAUUACACCAAAGCCAUCGAUAUAUGGGCGAUCGGCUGCAUCUUUGCUGAGCUCUUGACCUCGGAGCCUAUAUUCCACUGUCGGCAGGAGGACAUUAAGACCAGUAACCCAUACCACCAUGAUCAGUUGGACCGCAUUUUCAAUGUAAUGGGCUUCCCAGCAGACAAAGACUGGGAGGACAUAAAGAAGAUGCCAGAACACUCCACGCUGAUGAAAGACUUCAGAAGGAACACAUACACUAACUGCAGCCUUAUAAAAUACAUGGAAAAACAUAAAGUUAAACCUGACAGCAAAGCAUUCCACUUGCUGCAAAAGCUGCUCACCAUGGACCCAAUCCGCAGGAUCACAUCUGAACAGGCCAUGCAGGACCCCUACUUUCUAGAGGAGCCUCUACCAACCUCUGAUGUUUUUGCUGGCUGCCAGAUCCCUUACCCUAAGCGAGAAUUCCUGACAGAGGAGGAGCCUGAGGACAAAGCAGAUAAAAAAAACCAGCAGCAGCAGGGGAACAACCACACCAAUGGGGCGGGGCACACAGGUAACCCUGACAACAGCCACGCACAAGGCCCGCCUCUGAAGAAAGUGAGAGUGGUUCCGCCCACCACUACCUCAAGUGGCCUGAUCAUGACCUCAGACUACCAGCGUUCAAAUCCACAUGCUGCCUACCAGAACCCAGGACCAAGCACAUCACUGCCCCAGAGCAGCAUGGGCUACUCCUCUACCUCCCAGCAGCCUCCACAGUACUCUCACCAGACCCACCGCUACUGAGCCCGCCCAUGCCCUGCUGGCGCCCAACAGGGAGAAUGUACUGAGGGAGGUGGGCGUGGCCUUGGGACCUGAACCCCGGCUACCCCUACCCCAUGGGCGCUUGCCGCGUAGCAUAACCAUAGAGACACCGCCGAGACCGUUCAGUAACUAAACACAAACUAACUUAACGACGCAUCCCAUCACCAUAACGACAGAACUACAGCAGAACAGUGUCCUCAGCUGACAAAAGGAAAGAAGAAAGGAAAAACAAACUGAGGCGAGGGAUGAGUACAUGUUUGUGCUAUGGGGCAUUGUUCCAAAGUUCGCUGAGAUUCUGUGACCUUCCGGGAGGGAAAAAAAAUGAAAGCAGAAAAAAAUAAACAAACAAGUGAUCUCACCAUGUGGUACUGGACAGCUGGACUCAGAAGGGAGACUGGUUAAGUUUGAGGUAAAUCUCCCUCCCCUCAGUUACAACAGCAAAGCCCCCUGCUCUCCCUUAGCACCAGUCCCACCUGCCCUUCAUCACUCAAGUCCUAUGGCUUCUCUAGGACUAAAGCUGCUAUGUGACUGCCAGCAGUGACGGAAUGACUGUCUGUCAGUCUGUCUGUCUGUCUGUCUGCCCGCCCUUACACAAACACAGGACAUUGCUGGGGACCGAAUUUUCUGUGCUGGAGCUGCUGACUGGAGCAUGAUGAGUGCAUCUAGUGCCCCCUGCUGGAGAGCAGUGGUAGUAGCCUGGAAAGGGGGGGGGGUGUAGGGGGGGUUUAAGACAGAAAACUUGAGUUUAGUAGUUUAUAAUUUAAUGUUUUGGCUUUGUUUUCACGUUAGGAGAGGUAAGCAGCUUCCGUUUUUUUUUGCUGUGAGAGCAGCGGUUAUGUGCAGUGGGUAAUCCUUAGAACUUCAUGACAAAAACCAGUUGUGUGGACAGCAGAUUGAACAUGCAUUGUACUGUAUUGUAAUGAAAUAUUUUACAUGAAGCAAGUAUCCUGACAAUAAAGUUGGAAAUGUUUAAAAUGGGA